ACUUGGCUCCGCGAUUUUCGCCGAAACGCGAGACUGCGUUGCAUUUGCCUGUGAAUUUAAAAAGUACUCGGAGCCUUCAGGAUCAGAGAAGGCGAAGAAGAUCUCCAUUGGGUGGGAUUAGAAAAAGACUCGGAGAAUCUGACUGUUGUCUCUGGAUUCAAGAAAUCUCGUUCUUGGAGCCUUCAGGAUCAAGGAAGAAGAUACCACUGAAUGAUUGGAAGAAGACACGGAGAACCUUCUGACUGUUGUCUCUGGAUUCGAGAAAUCGUGUUACUUGGAGCCUUCAGGGUCAGAGAUAUUCAAUAGGGACGGAAGAGAAGAAGAAAAGAAGAAGAAGAAGAUACUAUCAGAAGUUCUCACUUAUCACACAGCGGCGGAAAGAAUCGCGAAUGUUGGCGUUCGCGUGAAACCGAGCGAAGCGCGUUAUCGAGGCUCUAACAGCCGACGGCUUCGACGUUUUGUCCAAAGUAUGUUCCUCUCAGGACGCCCGUCGACGAUCGGGAGAGAAGAAGAAGCGGAGCGAAGCGGAGCCAAGACGAUCUGUUGACAGCGAGAUUGUGACGCGUAACCGGCGCAUUGGUUUUUUUUUUGUUCUCAAAAGGGAUCCGUUAUCGAAUUGAGAUCACCGCCACGCGCGCGCGCGUGUGUGUGUGUGUGUUGUGUGUAUCCGCGAGUCAUCGUACACGUACGAUAUGUGAGAGAAAAGUGUGACAAGGAUAAGUCGUGGUAAAAAGAAAAAAAGAAAGAAAGAUUUUCCUUCUCCAGCCGGAGUGGACAGCGCGAGUUCGUCAACUCUUUCACGCCACUUAAUCCGGCCCGAGACUCUGCGUUUGUGUUUAAGUGUGUCUGUGUGCUUUUGUGCCGUCGUAAGCGAACCUCCACAAGCCAUGGAAGCAUCCGGAGUGAUUGCGGAGAGGCUCCUGGGGAUGAGGCUCGUCGGGAUGAGAUUCCUGGUGCUCGUCGCCGCCUGCUUGAUUCCGACCAUAAAAGGCGACGGACAAUACUUUCGGGUCAGGCCGAGCAAUAGUUCCGUGCUGGAAGGCGGCGAGGUGACAAUUUCUUGCGAGGUGGGAAACCGAGUCGGUACCGUUCAGUGGGUCAAAGACGGAUUUGCUUACGUCAUACAGCAGAACGGCGAAAUCGUGGGCCAUCCCAGGUUGAAAUUGAUCGGCGAUCAGAACGCCGGUAUUUUCAACCUGAAAAUCACCGACGCGUCUCUGACCGACGACGGCGAGUACGAGUGUCAAGUCGGACGAUAUCUGCGUGUCAAGCCAAUUCGCGCCAGCGCUCACCUAAUCGUCACCUCACCUCCGCAGAAGGUGGCAAUCAGUAAUCAUCCGAAGAAGCAGGUAAUCGAGGUGAAGGUGGGCGAAUCGCGGCGCUUAGAGUGUAUCGUUAGCGCGGCGAAACCAGCCGCCUCGAUCAUUUGGUACCGCGGAAACACGCAGAUCAAGGGCGGCGACACCACUAUCGCCGCAAUCUCCAUCCAGGGUGACAAGGAGAAGCCUGGGGAGACGAAGGAAUUGCUCAAAUACGACACUCACGGUUCUAUUACCAUCAUGCCUACGGCGGAUGAUAAUGGGAUGGAUUACACCUGCGAGGCCAGCCACCCGGCAAUUCCCAUAGAUAGGCCUAUGCGGGCUACCAUUACACUUUCCGUUUUCUAUCCACCUGGUCCACCGUACAUAGAGGGCUACACCGAGGGUGAGACUGUGCAACGCGGUCAAAAUGUGGAGCUCGCCUGUCGAUCACGCGGCGGAAAUCCGCAGGCGGAAAUUGUCUGGUACAGGAACGACGAGAAGGUCACGGCGGCCCAUCGCAGAGGCCCAGGCGUCAGCGAGAACGUGUACUCGUUCAUCGCCCGAGCGGAGGACGACAAGGCUCGCUACAGAUGCGAGGUCUCCAACAUCAUGAGUGUGCAACCCAUGAAAGUACACGUCGAUCUCACCGUACUGUUCGCGCCUGCCGGAGUAACCAUCACCGGUCCGACCGAAGCGAAGGCGGACGACCAGGUGCUCAUUACUUGCACGACGGAGAACUCGAAUCCGCCCGCGGAUAUAAAGUGGACGGUGGACGGGCAUAAUUUCGAGAGCAACGCCUCGAAGACGGAGCUGGCACCGAACGGUGGCUGGAUCACCAGCUCGAACGUGACGUUCAGCAUUAAUCGCAAGAGCCGCAGCAUCGUCGUCAUCUGCCACGCUUCCAACGCCAAGCUCACGGAGAAUGUGGUCGGCACGCACACCAUCAACGUGAUAUAUCCACCUUCUAAAUUAACCGUCACCGGAUACGAAGAGGGCACGACGAUAGUUGCUGGAACAGUGUUGAAGCUCAUGUGCACCGCUACGGCGGGUAAUCCAUUGGCCACGUUAACAUGGUACAAAAACGACCGCAAGGUACUCGGCACAGUGAGACAGCGAAAUCAUGCUGUCUCGAGCGAGCUGGCGAUACUCGUCAACGCGUCCGACAACAAUGCCCACGUGCGAUGCGAGGCGACGAAUUCCGCCACCGAGAUCCCCCUGCUCAACGUUCUCGUGCUAAAAGUCUAUUUUCCGCCCGAGAGGGUGAAGAUUAACCGCGAGCCCCAGGAUUUUCACGCCGGCCAGGAGGGACGCCUAAUCUGCGAAUCGAGCAGCAGCAAUCCCGCCGCCGAAAUGUCGUGGUGGAAGAAUGGGAUACCGGUACCCGGCACCAGAAACAGCACCAAGCCCGGAUUACACGGCGGCUACCUCUCGUCCGUCGAGCUCACGCUAGAUUUAACCGAGGACAUGAACGGCGAAGUGUACACCUGCGAGGCCAAGAACGCCGAAUUGGGGAGAUCUAGCCACGACGCUACGACACUGGAUGUGCUAUACAAGCCGAUAUUCUCACCACUGGACCCUUACGAAUUAACCGGCCUGGAAGGAGAGCCUUUUGUAAUUUCCGUAUCGGCAAGAGGCAAUCCGAACACGACGGAAUACACGUGGACAAGGGAUGGUCUACCGUUGGGUAGUAGCGGUAAGAGAAUAACAGCACACGGUUCUACGCUAAAUAUCACGAGAUUGGAUCGUCAUGAUGCCGGUACAUAUAUAUGCGAAGCGCUGAACAAGGAAGGAACCACCUUUUACCAGCUAAAUUUGACCGUGCAGUAUCCAGCUAAAAUCAAGCGUACUUCCUCGUCAGGGAUAGUUUAUCCACCGGGUAUCGAAGCAAAGCUGUUUUGUGAAGUCGACGGCAGUCCGAUCGGCGACGAGUAUGUCACAUGGCAGAAAAUAGGAUCGAAUCCUGAGUUGCCGGGACGUUACUCGACAUCAUUCAUUAAUCGGACGUCGUAUCUUCACAUAGAAAAUCCCAGCCAAGAAGACGUUGGCGAGUAUCGAUGCAAGGUCAACAACGGCAUUGGCAACAUAACAUCGGAUCCUAUUCUAUUUAUUACUAAUUUUAAACCAGAAAUGACGAACACCCCGCUGACGCGAAAGGCAGCGGCGAACAAAGGAAUAAACGUCCAAUUGUUCUGCAAAGCGCGAGGAUCUCCAUUGCCGCAUUUCACUUGGAUCUUCAAUGGGAAAACUUUAUUGCCGAAUGCAACCGAGGAUAAAUACAGUAUCACUCACAGCGAUCUAUCGGAACUUUAUUCGGAAACAACGUUGACCAUCUACAAAGUGAGAUCGCAGGAUUACGGAAAGUACGAAUGUCUUGCCCAAAAUAAAAUGGGACACUCCACAGAAAAUAUACUUUUGGACGUCACUUCACCGCCGGACAAGCCGAGCGACUUGGAAGUCUACAACUAUACGCACGACUCAGUCACGUUGAUUUGGAAACGCGGUUUCGACGGCGGUUUGCCGACGUCUCAUCAAAUACGAUGGCGACAAGCGCUGGAUUACGACGAUCGUUAUCACUACCUGGACGUCGUGCCCGGCGAAUACAAGGCUACUAUAUCCGGCUUGUCGCUAGGGACUUAUUACGUAUUUAGCGUAAAGGCCAUCAACGAAAAGGGAGACAGCGGUUUCUUACCAGAUCUCGUCAAAGUCCAGACGCUUCGCGAGGCGCCACCAACCGAGUCGACAUCAAGCGAGAAUAGUUCCUCCUACAUCAUCGUCAUUAUCAUCACUGUUUCCGCCUCUGCUUGCCUACUCAUUGCCGCAACCAUAGUCUUUGCUACAAUAAAAUCGAAAAAGAAGGUCCAACGUACCGGUAAAUAUAAUAUCUAUCAUGUGUCCUUUCUCUCCUUUAUUUCUCUAGGCCCGAAUAACGAGGAAAACCUGCCGGAUGUCCUCUCGGAAAAGGGUGACUUUCCGAUGAAUUAUAUCUAUACGUUAGCAGCGACUUCCGUCAUCAUUUUUAUCGUUAAUGUCUUCAUCAUGUCGUGGUACAUAAUACGAAAACGAAAUAAAACUCGCAUUAAUAAGUCGCAGACCGCGGAUAUGUAUGCACCGUCCACCGUCAAUGGCGACACCAUGACUGGCGAAUUAAGUUCGAUGUCGGACGAGAAGAGCGACGUCAACUUCGACGCUAAUGAUUACGUGGACGAGGGGCGCAAAACCGCAGCUAGCACGUAUUUAAUAGAUCAAACUAUGCAGGAUUUCGGGAAAGGCGGUUUAGAGAUGCAGGUUCAUCAGGGCACCCUCGGUCGUCGCAGCAAUCACAUGCAAACGUCCAUGAACAUGGACUCGCCGCCGCAGCGGACCACCGCCAGCGGGACUCUCUCAGGUACGUUGUCGAAGUCAAGUUACAUCGGCAAUCCGAGCCCGGCGCCGCCCAACGACGUGAGCUUCUACAGCGUGGAGAUGGACAAUGGCGGUCGAGGCUACAUAGGCUACGACGGGAAUCCGAGUCCGGCGCCACCCGCCAUCGAUCCAACCGGCGGACCCUACUAUCCCUCGUCCAUGGGUUCGACAGGUCACAUAAUGGGUGGGCACAUGACGGGAGCCAGCACCGGUACCCUGACGCGCACCAGAACGCUGCCACGUCCCGUACCACCACCCGACGUCACCGUGAUGACUGCGGGCACCAAGUCGCCGAUACCGCCAUCGGUGCCGCCGCCACCCGCCACGUUUGCUCGUGCCGGUACCAACAACGGAGGUCCUCAUUCGCAUCCGCAUUUGCAUCCGCCGCCGCCGUCCUGCCAGAGUCAUCCGCUGUCGACAUUUGCGGCGACGCCUAGUUACUCCGACAUCGACGGUCAUCUUGUCUGAGGCUCACCAAUCUUCGGGCCCAGCUCGACGCGCGGCAAAUAUCGUGCCAUCGCUCAGAACGACGACGAGGACCGCCAACCAACUACGGUCACGGAGAGGAGCACGCGUCUCUGAACGACGCAGAGCGUCGUGAUGAUCCUCCUCUGAAUCGUCCACCUCAUUCGCAUCGUCAUUGUUCAUCUCCCUAAACGACAGCGAAGAGGACGAGCGCGCAGCGACGGCUCACGAACGACGGUGUCGCGGCUGAAGGCUCUGGCACUCAUCAUCAUGCGCCUGAACAAUCUCCGAGGACUCUAUUUGGUGCACAAGAAACGAAAGUACGACGAAGUGUGUAGUGUGUAAAUAGAGAAAGACAAAAACAAAGAGAAAAUAAGAACGUUGAUGCGGGACGAGAGAGUGGUGCACCAGGUUCACGCUGUAAACAGCCUUUCCCUUCCACGCGGUUACUUCCUAGAAAGGAGACACGCGCGGGGCUCUCCUACGCGAUUGAAUUCUAAUCUUAGGGAUACAUGUAUGUAUAAUUGAAUGCUCGAUAAGGAGCGAUCUUGGAGAAGGAGAGAAAGAAAGAAUGACCGCGCGAUCCAACACAACGCGAGCGUUCUCCAAAAAGCUCGAGGAUGGUUCUACCGUUCCUCCUCCGCUAUUCUGCCUUUCCCUCCCCUCAUCUUUAUCGUUUUCCCUGCUCUAAUUCUUCGUCUUUGUCCGCUCGCCUUAGCGUUAUUUAGCGUACUCGCUAAACAGCGACGUAAUCACGACGCAUCGAACGAUCGAGCUCCAAAUCGACGCACCGAUCGUCGAGGAAAGUAUAUUUUUUCUGUAAAUACACGCAUGAUCCGAGAGAUAGACGAGAGAACAACCCCAUGAUAAUUUUGUUCUUCGAUUACUUUGUGCACGUCAGCACGUACGCUUCUCGUCAUAGCGAUUAUGUUUAGAUAUCACUAUGCUGAUAUCAACAACUGUCGGGAAAUCCGCGAGAGAUUCUUGAAAUAUCAAUAUGGGGAAUGACUUCCCUCGCUCUGACUGUGACUGACGCCGAAAUAGAUAUUACCAAAUUUCUAAGUGUGCAAUCAAACUUCACGAUCAACAGUGACAUUAUUGUUACUAUAAAUAUCAUGGAAUAUAUUGUCUUU
Molecule: messenger RNA, 6301 nt
Organism: Trachymyrmex septentrionalis
Lineage: Eukaryota; Metazoa; Arthropoda; Insecta; Hymenoptera; Formicidae
Gene: sns
Product: nephrin-like
Exons: 18
Coding region: 888-5171 (1427 amino acids)
Biological process (GO): cell-cell adhesion
Cellular component (GO): cell-cell junction
Molecular function (GO): cell adhesion molecule binding
Source: RefSeq, a predicted model, not a curated record